AUGCAUGCUGGAUUGGUGUCAAAGACACGUCUGAUAGUCAUCAAUACUCCAGAUCUACUUGAUCUUGCUCUCUCCUCUGAGGAAGAAGAUGUGAGGAAAUGUUUCCGACUGGCUUACCCUGGACCUCAUGUCCUGCUGCUGGUCCUUAAGCCUGGCACAUUUACAGAGCAGGAUAGUGAAGCUCUAAAACUCAUAAACAUCAUUUUUGGCGUAGGUUCCUUGGAGUAUAUGAUUGCGGUCUUUAUGUGUGAGAAUCAAAUGGAGUACUUGAGCACUGACAGCUAUGAUGUUGGCAGCAAUGUGGUGGAGUCUCUUUUACAGACCUGCAGACAGCCAAUCCACCAUCUACAGAAGAAAGGGGGUCAGCUCCAGGUGCAGAAACUUCUGGAUAGCAUUGAGAAGAUGUUGGAGGAAAAUGGAGGCCAUUUUUUUAAGAUUCCUGAAGAAUUACAGUCUGUUAAGGAAACAGACACAGUUUGCCAAACAUCCAAGGCCAUCACUGGUACUGAGAAGAGCUCCAAUGAUGUAAGGAUUGUAUUAGUUGGAAAAACCGGAGUAGGGAAGAGUGCAACAGGAAACACCAUCCUGGGGCGUGAUGCGUUUAAGUCAGAGUGCUGCAUGACAUCUGUAACUAAGAAGUGCCAAAGAGCGAGUGGAGAUGUCUGUGGGCGAUCAGUGACCGUGGUGGACACACCAGGACUCUUCGACACAACCUUCAGCAAUGACGAGAUCCAGCAGGAGAUCAUGAGAUGCAUCGAACUUUCAGUUCCUGGACCACAUGUGUUUCUGCUUGUGAUCGCUGUCGGCCCAUUCACGCAAGAAGAAAGAGAAACCGUUCAGUUGAUCAAGUUGACCUUCGGACAAAAAGCAGAGACCUACACUAUGGUGGUGUUUACACGGGGAGAUUGCCUUGCAAAAAGUAUUGAAGACAACAUUAAGGAUACACAACUCCAGCAACUGAUCCAUGACUGCGGAGGAAGAUAUCAUGUGUUCAAUAAUAAAGAAAAAGAUCCUGCUCAGGUUGUGAAUCUCUUAGAAAAGAUUGAUGAGAUGAUUGUGAAAAAUACUGACACUUUCUACAAUGACAAAAUGUUCCACGAGGCAGAGAGAGCCGUCAGACUCAUUCAACAGUACAAGAGAAGAGAAGAGGAGGUCAGACUACAGAUGGAGGCCAUUAGAACUAAAUAUGAGUCUGAAAUUCAAGAAUAUAAAGAUAAACUAGAGGAGGAAAAGGCCAAAGGAAAAAUGAGUGAAAAAGACAAAACAGAGGAAAAAAGACAGAGUCUGGGGCCACUGUAA
Messenger RNA from Puntigrus tetrazona (Sumatra barb), 1299 nucleotides. RefSeq names its product GTPase IMAP family member 4-like. The transcript has 2 exons. Gene Ontology annotation, molecular function: GTP binding. The coding region runs from base 1 to 1299 and encodes 432 amino acids. NCBI's taxonomy places the organism in Eukaryota, Metazoa, Chordata, Actinopteri, Cypriniformes, Cyprinidae. The record is from RefSeq and is a predicted model, not a curated record.